Adineta steineri is the source of this 810-nucleotide messenger RNA. The record is from the annotation of a GenBank genome assembly. Lineage: Eukaryota; Metazoa; Rotifera; Eurotatoria; Adinetida; Adinetidae.
AUGCAAAUACAUCAAUUGAUAACAUCGAAUACAAUAAAAAGUUUAAGAACAGAAAUUUCAAAUAUUCAAUUAGAAGUUACGAAAAAUAAUCAAAAACAAAUUCAACUUUUAUCUAUUAUUAAUAAUUUACGUAAAUCACAUCGAUAUAACCAAGAAGAACCAUAUGCAGGUAAUGAUGAUUGUUGUUCUGAACUACUAUCAACAAUGACAAAUUCAACAUGUACAGAUGAAUCAAAAAAUUUGUCUCGUGUUCAACAUCUUGAACAAUAUCAACAAACAUAUUUCUCAUUUAAUAAACCAAAUGUAUUAUCUUUAUUAAACUACAAUAAUAAUGCACCAACAACUCAUCAAGUUCAUUCUUACGUCCUAAAGAAUAUAUCAGAUAAAACAAAUAUAUUUCCAAACCAAGAUCAAAUCUUAUCAUCAAAUGGGUUUCUAUCUCAAUCAAACGACAAUCUUAAACAACCAAUUAUUAUGCAAGGUCAUCUUAAUAAUCAACCUGUGACUUUAUUUAAUAUAUCGGCUGUUGAAUUAAUUACUAUAUUAAAACAACUUCAUAUUAAACGUAAUUCAUUAGAUAAAUCAUAUAAAAAUAUUCUUGAACUAUUAUCUAAUCGAGAUAAUCAAUUGAUAGAAAUUAAUUCAAUAUUAAAGAAAUAUAUGGAACAAUUACAAAUUAUUGAAAGUUUAAAAUAUAUUGAAGAUAUUAUACAAAAUCAAAAUUGGAAUGAAAUAUAUAAGUCUAUAUUACAUAUUAAAUCACGUUCAUUGUUUAUAUCUAAAGUAAAACAAAAAAGGAAAUAUGAUUAA